AAUGGAAACUAAUUAUCAGAAUAUUAAAUUUGAAUAAUAUUCACAGGUGUUUUCGACGAGGCAACAAAAGAAUGACAAAAGAUGUUAGAAUGUAUUACUAAUACUACUAUAACAUUAGGACUGUGUAGAUAACAACUGCUAUUUUAUUGUAUAAUUGUUAAAUAGCUUAGUAUAUUUUAUCAAUCAUAGGUUUAUAACGAAUUUUUCAGAUAAUUUUUUGAUACAUUUUGAAAUCAGUAUAAGUUCAAUUUUUAUUCAAUGAAUAUUGAUGAAUAUAGUGUAUUUCAAACAGGAUGAUUUCAUCACAUUAUUAUACUAUUAGAAUUUUAUGUGUGUGUGUGUGUGUGUGUGUGUGUGUGUGUGUGUGUGUGUGUGUAUUAUACUAUUAAAUUUUCAAAGUUGGAAUGUAAAUAAUUUAAAUACUGUAAUAAAUAACAGAAAAAUAUAUUUUUUUAAAUGUGCGAAAAUAUUUUUUUUUAAAUUACUUGAAAAUAUUUUUAAAGAAUGCGCUAAAUAACACUAGUUUUACAAAAAUUCUAACUCGGCCAGUUGUAAUUUUAUUAUUCAACGUAUAAAGUUUCAGUUUUCUUUUUUUAUUUUCAGCUUUCAUGAGAAAAUAAAAACCACGCAUUUAUGAGUACUUUAACAUAUCUUUAAAGUUUAAGGCAACGAGGUGUCUUAUGAUAAAGAGCUGAAGAGUAUUAGACGAAAAAUAAAAAAUGUAUUAUCAUAUACGUCGAACAGUAUUAAAAAGUUGUUGAGCUGGAACUUGUCUGCAGCUGUUUUGAUGCGGCUUCACUUUGUAGAUACUUUCGUUCAACGGGAAGAAGUAAUCGUAAAAAUCGGUUUGCCAUUGUAAGUAGUACUUUACAAUGAAUUAAUAUGCAUAUAAAUAGAAGAGAAAAUUGAUGAGGCUCUUGGUUAAAAGUGAUUUUAAACGAGGAGAAGAGCUGAUAGAAAUAAUGAACAAGAUUACAAGCAAUUAGCAGGAAUAAGACGAUUGUAGAUAAAAUAAUACUCUCAGAAUAAGGCUGUUUUAUUAGCACAUACGUAGAUUCACGUUUUCGUUCCCGUUCUAUGGAUGUGAAAGAUAGAACUCGGCCGUAAAUCAACUUUAAAAAGCAUGCGAUUGUUGAAAAAGGCCUUUGGAACGUCCAAAAACGCUCCUUUUAGAGAAGGAACAUUAGCUACAUAAAGCUACCAUUUGCAUUCAUCCAGCGAACCAGUUAACAAAUAGAAUCACUGGGCACCUGCACCUCUUCUACUCGGCCAAUUUCUAAUCUCAGCCACCUUGUGGAUCAAGUAGAUGAGACUUUCGGCACGUAAUGUCGUAAAAAGAAACGAAGGCAUAUUCGUUGAAACGUACCUGUCCGCAACAUAGUUCGCUCUAAUCUUCACAAGGAUUUCCAGUCGACAAGCUAUCGCGAAAGCUUCGGAUCGAGACAGACACGUCCGGCCGAUAGGCGAGCCGGGCCGACCGGUUUCGGGCGGCGAUCGCAGACCCGAAUCAGGGCGAGGGAGCGCGCUUAAAAGCGGCGGCACGCGCCGGGCCCCGGCAGACGCGCCCUUCCGCCGACAUGUGCAGGCCCACGAGAACGCUGGGCGUGCUGCUGAGCUGGCAGCUGUGCUGGGCGGGCUGCCUCGGCGGCGGCCCGGCCGGGGACGAGGACGAGGCCAAGAUCGUGGGCGGCACGGCGGCGCGCGACGGCCAGUUCCCCUACCAGGCGUCGCUGCGCCUGAACGCGCGCCACUUCUGCGGCGGCUCGGUGCUGAACGAGCGCUGGAUCCUCACGGCGGCGCACUGCCUGGCCGGCCUGAACGACACGGCCGUGAGCGUGGUGCUGGGCAGCAACCGGCUGGACCGGGGCGGCGAGGCCUACCGCUCGGCGCGCAGCCUGCCCCACCCGCAGUACAGCUCGCUGCUGAUCAGGAACGACAUCGGGCUGGUGCGCCUGGACCGGGACAUCCGCUUCGGCGAGAAGGUGCGCCCGGUGGACCUGCCGCGCGCGGACUUCGACAAGGCCGACUACCCGGCCGUGCUGUCCGGCUGGGGCACCACCUCGUUCCCGGGCAAGCCGCCGAACGAGCUGCAGCACAUCCAGCUGCGCGUCAUCGACCAGCACGACUGCCUGGGCGCGAGCUUCCGCGUGACCGACAAGAACAUCUGCACGCUGACGCGGAGGGGCGAGGGGGCCUGCCACGGCGACUCCGGCGGCCCGCUGGUGGCCGACGGCGUGCAGAUCGGAGUGGUGUCCUGGGGCACCCCCUGCGCCAAGGGCAAGCCGGACGUCUUCACGCGGGUCUUCAGCUACCUCGACUGGAUAAAGGAGCACAUGGAGCGCGAGCAGCGCGCCUAGUGUUCCGGCUGCGUCGACUCGAUGUACUUGCCAAUAAAGUGGACGCUGUGAGCGCUGUAGCAGAGAA
Molecule: messenger RNA, 2424 nt
Organism: Phymastichus coffea
Lineage: Eukaryota; Metazoa; Arthropoda; Insecta; Hymenoptera; Eulophidae
Product: chymotrypsin-2-like
Exons: 4
Coding region: 1578-2357 (259 amino acids)
Biological process (GO): proteolysis
Molecular function (GO): serine-type endopeptidase activity
Source: RefSeq, a predicted model, not a curated record